GGCAGUGGGGAAAAGAGAUGAGAUGGGGAGGAUGAGGAAGGAAGGAGUGAAGAGAGGGGCAUGGACUAGCAAGGAGGACGAAACCUUGGCUUCCUACGUCAAGGCGCAUGGCGAAGGCAGAUGGAACGAAGUCCCCCUAAGAGCUGGUCUUCGGCGGUGCGGCAAGAGCUGUCGGCUGCGUUGGCUGAACUACCUUCGGCCUAACGUCAAACGGGGAAAUAUAUCCAACGAUGAGGAGGAGAUCAUCGUCAGGCUCCACGCCCUCCUUGGCAACAGGUGGUCCAUCAUCGCUGGCAGGUUGCCUGGUCGAAGAGAUAACGAAAUCAAGAACUACUGGAACAGCACCCUUAGCCGGAAGGUGCUUCCCGCACCACAUUCCGCCACGAGGAUGGUAGCCACGCCCGACACCUCCGCCGGCUCUGGAUGUUACACAGAGACGUCGGCAGCGCUGUCUAACUGUGGACCUCGUACAGAGGCGUCGGCAGCGCUGCCGGCCGCGCUGUGGGCGCCAAAGCCUGUGAGGUACACGGGGCUCCCCUUCUUUGGCCGGGAUAAGUCACUGCGGUCGCCUGUUGCGGAGACGCGAACCGUGGCCAACGGGGAUAACUGCAGCCGCAGCAGCUCCGUAACAUCGGAGUUCCCGGCUAUACCGCCCUCGUUAGACGGUGGCGACUGGAUGGACGAAGUGAGAGCCUUGGAAUCGUUUCUCGAAUCCGACGAAGACUGGGUAAACUCUGUGGACAUGCCGCUAUAACUCUCACACAUCAUCGAGUAGUACUACCAGUAUAAUAACCGUACAUGCACCUAUAAUGUAAGGAAUAAAACGACGUCAGUAGCACUAACCAUCAUUAAGGUUAAUCAGGUGCGUUUAAAGUGCAGUAGAGACGCAA
Molecule: messenger RNA, 890 nt
Organism: Hordeum vulgare subsp. vulgare (domesticated barley)
Lineage: Eukaryota; Viridiplantae; Streptophyta; Magnoliopsida; Poales; Poaceae
Product: transcription factor MYB114-like
Exons: 2
Coding region: 23-754 (243 amino acids)
Source: RefSeq, a predicted model, not a curated record